AUGGCGAUCUCCACCUCCUCUGGCUCCAAUUCGAUCGGCUUCCCUCUUUCCCCCUCUUCCUCGAGUUCGUCCGUCUCCUCCCUCGACCCCAUCUCCGAGAGCCGAAAGCCGACGCCGGAAUACAACCCGACGGCGUCGCACGAGGAAGAGCUGGAGGAGAGUAGCGACGACCACUUCUCCUGGGACAGAGUCGAUUCCUCCUCGGAAGAGGAAAUCAACUCCUCCUCUGACGAAGACGACCCGAUGGCCGGAAGCGCCUUCCGAUUCCUCGGCUCCUCCUCCGAGGACAGCAAGGAGGAAAGCAACGGCGGCGGCGGCUGGAGCAGCGAUGACGAGGCCAGCGACGGCAGCAGUGCCGACAAGAGCGGCGGCGGCGACGACGACGGCGACGACAGUGACGGCGGAAACGUGCCGGCGCGAAGCCCCAAGCAUCGUAGGCACCUAGGUACCUACAGGUGGUAG
Molecule: messenger RNA, 462 nt
Organism: Panicum virgatum (switchgrass)
Lineage: Eukaryota; Viridiplantae; Streptophyta; Magnoliopsida; Poales; Poaceae
Exons: 2
Coding region: 1-462 (153 amino acids)
Source: RefSeq, a predicted model, not a curated record